AUGCGCGUCCUGAACGUGGCCGAGAAGCCGUCCGUGGCCAAGGAGAUCGCGCACAUCUUGUCGUCGGGCCGGAGCACGCGGCGACCCGGCUUUUCCCAGUACAAUGGCAUCUUUGAGUUUCCGUUUGAGCUCAACCAGCAGCGCGUCGAGAUGGUCUUCACGUCCGUGACCGGCCACCUCAUGCAGCUCGACUUCGCGCUGAGCCACCGCGGCUGGAAGACAUGCGACCCCGUCGACCUCUUUAGCGCGGCCGUCGAGAAGACCGUGCGCGAGGACUCGACGCAGAAGAAGAUCGAGCAGACGUUGAAGGCCGAGGCCGCACGUGCUCAGAUGCUCGUGCUCUGGCUGGAUUGCGACCGUGAGGGCGAAAACAUUGCGUUCGAGGUCAAGGCC
This is a messenger RNA of Saprolegnia parasitica CBS 223.65, 393 nucleotides long. RefSeq lists its product as hypothetical. Gene Ontology annotation, biological process: DNA topological change. Gene Ontology annotation, cellular component: nucleus. Lineage: Eukaryota; Oomycota; Saprolegniomycetes; Saprolegniales; Saprolegniaceae. The record is from RefSeq and is a predicted model, not a curated record. The annotation marks the transcript as partial. Gene Ontology annotation, molecular function: DNA binding; DNA topoisomerase type I (single strand cut, ATP-independent) activity. The transcript has 4 exons.